UCGAUUUGUGUACAACGGUCUUAAAAUUGAUGCACUAGGUGUUCGUGGAUGUUCGUUGGAGUUCGUUUAAAAUAGUUUAAAAGUUAUCAAAAAUUAUUCCGUCAUAUAUCGUACGUAAGUAAAUACGACGUAAAUAUAACGAGAAAUGAUUCUUUGCUAUAACAAAUUACCCGAUAGAUGAUGACUACGGUUAAUGUAUCUGAAAGUACCAUCCAUAAACGCAGAUCGUCAAUUUUCCACUCGCGGAUUUCGAUAGCCCGCGAUCAUCAACAAGAUGACAAUGAAGUUACAAUUAAUGGAAACAGACCAGACCAAAAGGAAGAAGAAUGCAAUGUAAAGAACGUUAAAGCUUUUAAUCUAAAAGAAUAUACAGACAAACUCAAACAGGAACGAAAGGACUGGCAACAGGAGUAUAGAAAUCGUAAGGUUCAACGAAGAAACUUGACGAAGCAAAAACUACGCACAGAGGGACAGGGACAGAUUCUCGAUAUAAAUGUACUGACAGAGGCCGAGAGAGCUUUUGUCUUGACACGUCCCAAUUAUGAACACAUCUGCAAAAAUAGCCAGAAAUUAUUGAACAUGGCGUUAAAAAUAUCUAUGCUUAGUCAACAUGUACAUAAACUGAAUCAGAGAUUCAUGGAAAGAAUGGAAGGCAACAUAUCAAAGGCCACUGUAAAUAUUAUUAAGAUCUCAGAACAAUAAAGCAGAUGAGUAGUUUUAGGAAUAAUUUAUUCUUUUAAUUCUACAAAUUUACAAGCAAUAGGAGUAUCACAAUAAAAAUAUAAAUAACACUUAAAUUAAUUAAUAUAAAA
Messenger RNA from Cyphomyrmex costatus, 812 nucleotides. RefSeq lists its product as uncharacterized. Lineage: Eukaryota; Metazoa; Arthropoda; Insecta; Hymenoptera; Formicidae. The transcript is spliced from 2 exons. The record is from RefSeq and is a predicted model, not a curated record. Bases 178 to 702 code for a protein of 174 amino acids.